Messenger RNA from Amoebophrya sp. A25, 3183 nucleotides. Lineage: Eukaryota; Dinophyceae; Syndiniales; Amoebophryaceae. The record is from the annotation of a GenBank genome assembly.
UCUUUUUCUGGCUUGAGGUGAAGGUUGAGGUUAUGAAAGAUCGAUGCGACUAGGCAUGAGAAGAGAGACUGAUAGAGUCUGUUUGAUUUUAUGGAGGUUCUUUAAAUUUAAUUGCAUUUGUGCCUGUCUCAACAUUAAUUACUUGUAAUUAUAUCUGUGCUGAGAGAGAGAGAGAGCAGAUUGCGACGUGGUGUCAAUAUAGUCAGAGGUUUUUUUCUGCUCUUUCUUGUUGAUCCCUUCCUUUAUCCUACAAACAUUGAAGUUGGUGGAAAUCGAUCUUUGCUUUUGCAGGAAUCAAUUCGUUAGAGUUUCCCCAAAGCCCAAUAAAUCGUGUGCCCCCUUCAAGAAAGCAAUUUCUUUCAUCUGCCCCUGCUGUUUGACUUGUUCUUUGGGUAUUUAAGUCGAGGAUUCAAAAGAACGUGCCGCGACGCAUCUACUUGGAAACAUCUUGAUUACUUCUACCACGAGUACCUGAAGGUAAUAUCCUCGUAUUAUUUUUCUAUGAAAAUCUUUUGAACAACAACAAAUAGACGAACAAGAUGUCGAACUCAUUGGUUCCGGGACCCUUGCAAAUGCCUCAAAUGGCACCACUUCCGGGUAUUCAGGGUGUCAAGCUAAAUGUGUCCACGAGCGUAGGUGGUCAGUCGCCAGCCGCUGCACCUGCCGCAAUGCCUUCGAUGCAGAGGCAGCCACAAGGCGCUUCACCUCCGGCUCAGUACUAUUCAAUAAGUCUUCCGCAAUUCAAGAAAAGAUCAACAUCAGGAUGUUAAUUCAAUACAAGAUCAAGAUGUUGUUACCACGACGGACUUGCUUCUAAGUAGUAAUAUAGUACCUCAACCUCGGGCUUCGAUAAAAGUAGUCUAACCAUGUUUUAUACUAACUUUCUUAGUCUUCAAAAACUCUAAAACUAAAGAUGAAUAGCGAUAAGAAGGCGAAGAACUUGAAUUUCUACUUUCACACCAGAUCUCAAGGAGUACUGCAGACAGGCAUUCCGCAGGCAGUAGUGGAUAGCGGCAACGUGAGACUGGCGAACCAGUGGGAACGAGCUACUACUGUUUGCACCAGCAUAGAUUCUAUGCUUGCUACUCUUGCAGGUACAGCUACCUCAAGAACAUUUUAUCUUACAUGUUGAGGAAGAGGAUGAUCUUCAUUGAUUCUACAACUUCAAACAUGAACAACAUGGUCUUGUUCUAUCGUAUCACUACAUCUACUGACCAGCAGCAGCAUAAUAUCCAUUUUGUUCAAGUGGCCUGCUCAUCGAAAAUGAGAAACAAAAUCAAUAUUUACUAUUCCCACGCUUAAACAUCACCCCUUGCUCAGAACUGUACGAGGUGAACUCUUUCUGGAAGGAGAAGUACAUUGAGUCGAAGAAAGAACAUUUCUCCAAGUACAUGAAUACAAGUGCCUCUGGUCUUCUAGCAUCAUGCUUCCAGAGCUGGAAAGGAUACACAUUCGAGACUUUCUCAGACCGAAAGCUGGAAGGGUACUUCUCACUAAAUAAAGUUCUUUGACUUUAUUGCUUCGUCUCCUUUGAAUAUAUUGUCGUGAUCAUGCUGGUCCUGGUAGAAAGUCGUCAACUACAAUAAUAUUAAAGUGAAGUAGGGUGCAUCUAGAAGGAUUUUGAAUACAGUAAUCCUUCGCCCCUGAAGAGACCUUGACUGAGCGAUAAGGUAAGGACCUACCACCCGUAAGGCCGACCUCCACAAGGGUUCCACCUUUAAAAAUCAAACAGCAAACGAGAAGACAUUGACCAGCUGCACAAGGAUUGUCAAGCGCUGAUGGACCGAAGAGAGGACGCCUUGCAGAAAAAGCUUGCAGCCAUGGAAGCACGACACGAGCAGGCGUUAUCGGAGAUGGGAGCGGUGAUUGACAAGCAGAAUCAUGGGAUCAGCAAUCUGCAGUUUGAGAUUAAUGACAUCAUCGAGAAAACCGACACUGCGAAGGGCAUGAUGAAACAAGUUCGGGGCGCUAUCAUGGGUACUGCUGACCGAGUUGAUUGAUUAUCCAUAUAACUAUAAAAAUAAUGAUAGACAAAAAUAUUGAAGGAAAAGAUAGAGCAAUAUUCAAAACGAGCUCUACUUUCUCUGUGUAGCUUCUUGUUAUAGCUUGGUGGUGGAUUAGCAAUAACGUAUAUGAACAUAACGAUACUUUCUAGGUGUUCCGGAGAGCGAGUACAAGGUCUGCGAUCCGGACAGCCCCGACCCGCAUGUGAAGCCGAACGCGAACAGUUUUGACUAUACGAAGCAAACGCUGCACGACUUGUUGAACGAGGUCGAUCCGAAGUACGUACCCCCAGUGGGUUCGCUCUGCGUUGGUCCGCCGCCGGCUCCGAUCGGUUCCCCUCUGCUGCGAAAACUCGAUUACCAAGGGAAGGAUGUACUGGGUAUCACUGCAAGCAGAGGCUAAGACCCUCAUCUUGCAAAAGAUGAAGAUGUUAUUGCAACAAAGAAAUGCCUCUGUCUCGCACGAGGGUCUGUACAGUAUCGACAGGUCUACACAGCAUCGUGCUCGCUGCACAUAAAGUAACGAGUUGUAAUCGAAAGCAAAUAGAUUAUUUCGGGGAAUGUCAAAAACAGAAUCAUGAUAAUUAGACGCAACCGGCAAUCUACUCAUGUUGUAAAUAAAACGUUUCAUGUUCUUCUUGUUUAAUCCAGUUUGUGACAGAGGGUUCUUGUAAUUGUAUAGUGUUAUUGGAUAUUAGACAAAUUAUGGGAUCAAUCAAAGUCUAAAAAAUAAAACAACUGUCAUCCGUAGAUGUAGAAGCAGAAUGCAAAAUGUAUGUCAUCGUAGAUGAAAGAUUCGUGAUAUAUGAUUACUUCUUUUCGUUAUGAUUAUCAAAUAAUUAGAGGCACGCACUGAGAUUUAUUGGGUGUUGGGCAUAUACGUGCUAAGACAGAAUAGAUCGAUAAACCACGCAAAUGCAAAUUUCCUUUUUUCUUUGGGUUGGCUGGGCAUCGAGUUCCUUCUAGAAUAUUUUAAUAAAAUGGGAAGACAAUCAUUAUGACCAUGUGGGGAUGCACAGUGCGCUGUACUUAACUGGCUUGGCGCUUUUGAUUUAUUGUGUCAGAAUAGAAACGAUGACAAUCUUCAUGAUAAAUCGCACAAAAACCAAAAGAACGCAUGACGAAGAUUGCUAAAAGCGCAUAUUAUGAAGGACAAUCUACUUGGGAAAUGAAAGAAUAU